This is a messenger RNA of Coccomyxa subellipsoidea C-169, 1262 nucleotides long. RefSeq lists its product as hypothetical. Gene Ontology annotation, biological process: regulation of alternative mRNA splicing, via spliceosome. Bases 180 to 1262 code for a protein of 360 amino acids. The transcript has 5 exons. Lineage: Eukaryota; Viridiplantae; Chlorophyta; Trebouxiophyceae; Coccomyxaceae. The record is from RefSeq and is a predicted model, not a curated record.
GGACUUUUAAACACCAAGCGCCGAUACUUUCGAAUCGUGCCACUGGAACUGGACUGCACUGCAUUGGAAACCACGAAUACUUGACGCAACUGACAAAAUCCCGUCUAUAAGAAAUAUUUGUAGAGGCUUCUAAGCAGACAGGCAGCCUUCUUGUGAUUUGUUAUUGGUAAAUUGCAAGGAUGCUGACAGGCCUCAAGGGCGUGAAGUACGGGCUGCAGCCUGGUGCAAAACCAAAAACCAAACCUGCUUUGCGAAAGCCCAUCAACGUCUUUGGGGAUGAUGAUGACGAUGGUACCAUCGGACAGGACAUUGCCAGACAUGCAGAGAAAAAGCUGAAUGACAAGAAGGUGACACAGAUGCAUGCAGCAGCACUUGCAGAGGACGCGUCAGUGUUUGACUAUGACGGCGUCUAUGACAGCAUACAGGAAGCCAGGGUGCAGCCGCGGCAGCAGGAGAAGCUGGCGCGCAAGUCGCGCUACAUUGAGGGCCUCCUUGAUAAGGCCAAGGAGCGCGAGAGGGAGCAGGACAUCAUUUACGAGCGCACGCUGCUGAAGGAGCGCGCUGCGGAAGACCACCUCUUUGGCGACAAGGACAAGUUUGUCACGGCCGCGUACAAGAAGAAGCUGGAGGAGGACCAGAAGUGGCUGGCCGCCGAGCGCAUCCGCGAAGCGCGCGAUGCAAAGGCCGACGUUGUCAAGGCCGGCCACAUGGGCAACUUCUACAGGAAUGUCAUGACCAACAACGCCGCCUUCGGGACGGCGCAGCCGGCACCGGCCGCUCCCGGGCGGCCGGCCGCCGCUUCGGAGCCUGCCGCAGGAGAGGGAACGCCUGCUGCGGACCCAUCCUUCGAGGCUGCACGCCGCGCCAGAGAGGCAUACGAAGCUGCCAAGGAGCGCGGAGGGGCGGCCGCUUCUGCCAGUGCACCACAGCAGCCGCAGGCAGACAGCAGCCGGCAGGAAACGGGUAGCGGGCGAUUCGAAGCGGGUGGUGAAAAGAGGGAAAAGGGUGCAGCGAGCAGAGAGAGGGACACAGCGGAGCCUUCAAGCAGGGACGAUGGGGCCAGAGGUGUCAGUGGUGCUGCGAGGGAUGAGGGAAAGCUGGAGAAGGAAGCAGCAGGGGGCGUGCAGGGUAAAGGUGAUGAAGCGCCUGCUGCGGCUGAAGCGGCAGCUGCCGAGAAGCCGCCGGAGGAGGACAAGGAAGCCAAGGCGGCAGCUGCGCGGGAGCGCUUCCUUGCUCGCAAGCGCAAGGCGCCGCCCGCAUGA